Guyanagaster necrorhizus is the source of this 348-nucleotide messenger RNA. RefSeq lists its product as uncharacterized. The transcript is spliced from 3 exons. Lineage: Eukaryota; Fungi; Basidiomycota; Agaricomycetes; Agaricales; Physalacriaceae. Gene Ontology annotation, cellular component: membrane. Bases 1 to 348 code for a protein of 115 amino acids. The record is from RefSeq and is a predicted model, not a curated record.
AUGGCUUCCGUUACGUCUGAAGAUGUUCUCCUUAUCAUUGUAGCCGUCCUCCUUCCACCAAUAGCGGUCAUGUUGAUGAAGCGGCCCCUGGCGGAUAUCCUCAUAAACAUCAUCCUGACUCUCUUCUUCUGGAUCGGAGGAGUAAUUCAUGCAUUGUACUUGGUCUUGAUGUUAUCGGAAGUCACCAAGCAAUUCUGUCCCAAGCAUGAUGCAGAAGCUGCAUACACCAUAAGAGGGCGACGUCGACUCAGAAGUGAUGUGCAGCAGCUGUACAGCGAAACCAUGCACGAGACAAUUGGCGCUGCGUUUCAUAUGCUCUUUGUUUGGCUAGUAUGUUUGGGCGCGUAA